AUGCGGCCACAACGUGAAUACCAUAUUGUUGUGUUGGGUGCUGGUGGUGUCGGAAAAAGUUGCUUAACAGCCCAGUUCGUUCAAAAUGUUUGGAUCGAAAGCUACGACCCCACGAUCGAAGAUUCAUACCGGAAACAGAUCGAGGUAGACCUUAACAGGGUCGACAAUGUAUACUGGAGAUUCUUGAUACCGCAGGAACAGAACAGUUCAGCAAUCCACCACGACGAUCAAUGCCGGGGACCGACCCCGAGCAAAGCACACCAUACUAACAACACCCUCCACAGAGAGCUCUACAUGAAGCAAGGCCAGGGCUUCCUCCUCGUCUUCUCCAUCACCAGCAUGUCCUCCCUAAACGAACUCUCCGAGCUCCGCGAACAAAUCAUCAGAAUCAAAGACGACGAAAACGUCCCAAUCGUGAUCGUGGGCAAUAAAUCCGACCUGGAAGAAGACCGCGCUGUACCACGCGCCCGCGCCUUCGCUCUAUCCCAGAAAUGGGGUAACGCCCCAUACUACGAGACAUCUGCCCGCCGCCGCGCAAACGUCAACGAAGUAUUCGUCGAUCUAUGCCGCCAGAUCAUCCGCAAAGACUCCGAGGGCUCAAGCAGCAGCAGCGAUAAGCGCGAGGGCCCGAAUCGCUAUGACCGCAAGAGAGAUAAUCGCCGGCCGAAACAUCGCCGUGGACCGUGCGUCAUCCUUUGA
Messenger RNA from Penicillium concentricum, 699 nucleotides. RefSeq lists its product as uncharacterized. Gene Ontology annotation, cellular component: plasma membrane. Bases 1 to 699 code for a protein of 232 amino acids. The record is from RefSeq and is a predicted model, not a curated record. Gene Ontology annotation, biological process: signal transduction. NCBI's taxonomy places the organism in Eukaryota, Fungi, Ascomycota, Eurotiomycetes, Eurotiales, Aspergillaceae. Gene Ontology annotation, molecular function: GTP binding; GDP binding; GTPase activity. The transcript is spliced from 7 exons.